AUGAACAAAUUAGCUGUCCGCAUACGUCCAAUCACCAAUGAAGAUCUUGCCAACUUGCCAACUAGAUUUCAACGCUCGGUGUUAUCGACCUCACCGCUAACGCCAAACCAGGUGGUGGUGGCAGGUGAAAAAAAGCAAUCGUUUAAUUUCGAUCACGUUUUUGGCCCCGAGGCGUCGCAAAAAGAGAUCUACGACAAGGCCGUGCUGAGGCUGAUUGACAAAUUUUUGGAGGGUUAUAAUGUAACCAUUCUGGCCUACGGUCAGACUUCAUCUGGAAAAACGCACACCAUGGGCACGGCCGACAAUUCCUCUUUGCCCACUGAUAGCAAGGGGAUAAUACCUCGUGCCAUAAGUACUCUAUUUGACGCCAUGAAUUCUCCACAAUACAGAUCAAUCAAUUUUUCGGUAAAAGUUUCCUUCGUCGAAAUUUAUAAUGAAGACUUGAUUGACUUGUUAGGUGAGGGUGAGGGCGAGAGUAGACCUCAGGUGACCAUCAGGGAGGAUUCGAAGGGGAACAUCCUGUGGAGUGGACUGCAAGAAAUGAAGGUUAAUGGCGUGGAUGAAGUUAUCAGUCACCUGUCACGCGGUUCACUGAAUCGUCAAGUCGGAGCCACUGACAUGAACUCCAAAUCUUCAAGGUCUCACGCAAUUUUCUCUGUAACAAUGUCACAACAAAGAUCGGCUCAGGCGCCUGGUGGUAGGAAUGGUUCGAUGUCCCCAACGCAAGAACCAAAAGGUCGACCAUCAUCAAGGUCAAAUUCAAGGUUGAGCGUGGGCCGAAAGGCUGAUGAUGGUGGUGAUUUGGUUUCGGUCACGAGCAAAUUUCACUUUGUAGAUUUGGCCGGUAGCGAAAGGUUAAAAAGAACGGGAACUGUAGGUGAUCGAGCGAAAGAAGGGAUAUCGAUUAAUUCCGGUCUGUUGGCAUUGGGCAAUGUGAUCUCAGCACUGGGCGAUCCCAACAAAGCAAAGCACACAACCCACAUCCCAUAUCGUGAUUCAAAACUCACGCGUUUACUACAAGAUUCUCUCGGCGGCAAUGCACAAACGUUAAUGAUUGCGUGUGUAUCACCCGCAGAAUUUAAUCUUAACGAAACCGUGAACACUUUAAAAUACGCGAAUCGAGCUCGCAACAUAAAAAAUUCGGCCGUGGUAAACCAAGAAGAAGCCGGCUGGAACGAUGUGGACCAUUUGCAAAAUUUGGUAAUCAAAUUGAGAAAUGAGAUCAAGACCAUCAAAGCUGCUGAAUCGAUGGGAUUGUCAAAUGCUGGGCGUAGUGUUGGCGGGUCCGGGCGAACAACUCCGAUGAGUCUAAGUGGACGUGAUACUCCGAGCUAUCUGCGAAGGCCAUCGACGCCGGUUUCGGCGUACUCUAAUGCGACUAAUCAACCAUCAGGUUCCCAGAAUAAUCAUAAGGAUGUGGAUGCACUCGAGGAGCAAUUGGCUCAGUUGCAGAGUUCCUACAUUGCACUUUCGCAAAAGUAUGCCAAGACCUCGGCAGAAUUAGCGAUGCAUCAAGAUAACUUCGAUGAAAUAAAUGACACGCCUCCACUCGCAAAAGCUUCGAAUGGUAUCCCGCCAAUAAAGCCAAUGAAGGCGAUAAAAGAGGAAGAAAAUUUCCCUGAUCAGUCUUCUCCGAGUUUUCAAGAAGCCGUGGAACCCGUGAUCGAAGAAUACGAGAAAUCCAUCUCAGCACUUGAGGGGAAGCUUGCUGCCACCCAAGCAGCACUGAGCCAUUCAGACAUCAUGAUACAAGAACAGGAAUCUAAAUUAGAUAACGUUGAAAAAAUUAACGAGCAGAAUAAAGUAUUGGUUAAUGACCUUCGGAAUGAAAUCUCAAAACUCCACGAACGUGAAUCAACUACAGAGCAGUAUAUUAGUGACCUGGAAACAAGGCUCGAUAAUCAAACAAAAGAACAAGUCAAGGAUCACGAUUUGAUAAUUAGCUUGAAAUCAAGAAUUACUCAAAUGAAAUUAAACGAAUCGAAUAACGAAGGAUACAUCCACGAUCUCGAGACGAAGUUGGCCAAGAAUGAGGAACAAUUGACGGAACUCGCUACGACCAUUGAUAAACUGGAGAAAAAAUUACAACAACGCGAGUUCGAGUAUCAAGAAUUGGAGAAGGUCUUUAAAUUAAAUAAUUCCGAUCAAGAGAAGCAACUAUUACUAAAAGAUAUUGAUGAAAGGGAUAAACGAAUAGGUCAACUCGAACAACAAGUGGAGUUGCUGCUUAAUGAGUUAGAGGAUUUAAAAAGGCUAUCGGAGAUUCAUGACGAGGAAAUCGAUAAUUUCCAUAGUCGGGAUGUCUCAUCAUUCUCCAUCACUUCGGAAAGUUCCGGAUCAUCAAUUCCGAGCUUGACGAAUGGACGAGAGCGCUUGAUAGUCGAAACUUUGGAAGCCAGAUUGUCAGAAUUACAAAAAACUCAUGAUAUAACAGUGAAUGACCUUAACGAUAUGAGGAGUAGAUAUCAGGAAUGUCUGUCAAAAAUUAACGAGCUCUACCUUAGACUUGCCGAAUCCCAAAGCGAAGAACUCAAGAAUUACACUCCUUCAACGCCGAUGACACCGAUAUCGCCCACUAGUUCAGUCGACCGAAUGUCCCUUCCGCCAACCCUCAUUUAUAGCGAGUUAAAUAAGGAACUUUUGGGCAAAGCAAAUGAUGCAUCAAGAUUCAUCUCACAUCGAAAGUCGAAAUCGCUUUCCAACGAGAUCAAGGGUCAGGAGAAACGUGAGCUCGCCCACUUUGCCAUAGUUCAAAGGCUCCAAAACGAGCUCAACCAACUUUCCUCAUUGCACGAUGACAAGGCACAAGGUUUAGAGGCUAUAAAGCAAGAAUUUGCUAGGUUGGAGAUAUGCUAUCGAGAAGCAUUGGAGGUUAUUGAGGAGUUACGUGAGGAAAUAAAGAAACGUGAUGCCUUGGCUCAAUUGGAAGUGAUGUCCAUGAUAACCCCGUCGGAGCACAAUAUUGAAUCCCAUUCACCAAUUUCAAGUGAAGUCGAUCAACUUGAGGUUGUGCAAAGACUUCGUGAAGAGAUCGAACAACUUAAAGAAGAACAACGAAUGGUCAUGGAAAAUAUUUCAGAACUUCAAAUGGUCAAUGAUGAGACGAGCGAUAUCACUAGGAUUGAAUCAAGUAUUAAGGAACUUCGCGAAGAAUUGCGUGAUGCUCACUCAAACUCUGAGAAGACGACAGGUGGAUCGACCAAUGAUAAUGCACGCGCGAUCGAAUUGGAAUCACGAAUAAAAGAAUUAGAAUUGCAAUUGUCUAAGGCGCAAGAGGACCAACGACAACAGAAGAUUUUAGAAUCUACUUCUCGCCUCGAAGGUUUCAAACCUGUAGAGAAUAAAAACUCAAUUCAGACCGAGGAAGAGGAUGAGAAGAUGUCUGCUUUGAAACAGCAGGUCGAAAAACUUCAAACCAGCAUUGAAUCAAAGAGUCAUACGAUAGCUGCGCUUUUACUUCCUACGUCUGAACAUCAGAAUACCAUCAGCCGCCUGGAAGAUGAGCUGCAAGAAGUUAGAGAAGCGUAUCGACUUGCGACAAAGGGUGAGUCGGUUGUAAAAUUGGUUACAAUCCCUGAGGCAUCUGAGGGUGAUGAAAACAAAGAGCGUUCGGUGCAAUCCGAUUACAACACUAAUCAUGCUACUUCGUCGGAUAAACUUGAGCAAAAUGUAGAUGAAAAUGUUAGAGCUCUGGAAGACCGAGUCAAAGAUCUCGAAGGACAAUUGGCGAAAGCAAAGGAGGCACAGCAUAUCCCGACACCUCGAAAUUCGGUGCUUUACUUAGUGGACCCAACUCAAAAAAUUUUCAACACAUUACAAGCGAAACUAUCUGCAUUACAAGAUUUUACCAGCAAAUCUGGCGAAACUCAGGAUCUAAAGACUGAACAAGAAUUAAUCACUUCACUGCAAACACAUCUUGAAACUCUUAAGGUAGAUAUCAAACGAAAAUAUGAAUUGAUUGAGGUUUUAAAAAGGGAGCUGGUUGACAAAGGCAUGUUGAAGCAAAAGUUGCGAGAGAAAGAAUCAGAGGCCAUCGUGAUACAAUCGCAACUCUUGCAAUACAAAAGUCGAGAAGAAAGCAUGAAAAAGGAUAUUACAGAGCUCCAGGCUCAAUUAGAAAAACUGAAAUCGGGCAAAGGUGCUGACGAAUAUGUGCAAAAUGAGAUUCAAGCGGUUAAGCAGGAGCUUAAACUAGUAAAGGAACGUGAAUUGGUGGCGUUGGACCGAAUAAAAACACUCGAUGCGGAGAUCGAGCGAAUGAGACAAGUUGAGGUGACGCAAAAAGAAAGAAUAGCUGUUUUGGAGUCUGGAUUGGCUGAAAAAGGUUAUGAUGUUGAUGAUGAUCUGAUUAAAUUGAGAACCGAAUUGGCAUUGGUUAAGGAAGCAGAAAUUGUUAACGGUCGGACGAUCACGGACCUCGAGAGAAGAUUAUCCGAAUCGAUCAAUGUUAAAAAUGUUCAAGAAGAUUCCGAGGAAUUGGCAAUUAUUAAGGGCGAACUUGAAGAAUCAAAGGCCACCGAUUCGAUAUUGCGAAAAGCUGUCGAAGAGCUGGAGCAAAAGCUUACUGUCGCCGAGAAACAAUCUCAUGAUUUACAAAUGAAGAGAGAAGAGGUCACAUCGCUCAAAGAUAUAGAAUUUAAACAAAACAUCAUGAUCGAACAAUUGAAAUCACAAAUACAAGAGACUAGUGAUGAAAAGGAAGCAGCAAUAAAGGAGGCACAAAAUAUCAAGGACGACUUUACUGCACAAAAAGAACUCGUGGUGGCUCUCGAAUCGGAAUUAGCCAACUUGAAUGAAAGAUGGUUGGAGGUCAAGAAACAAGACGAAGCCAGCAAGAAAGAACUCGAAAAAUUAAGACAACAACGCGAUCAACACGAGAAGAGGAUCAAAGAUUUGGAAGGUGAGAUUGAAUCAUUGAAAGCAUCAAUUGAGGUCAAUAAUGGUGAUGUCAGCUCUUUGAAAAUUGAAUUGGCGAAUGCAAAACUUGAGAUGAAUGCUCGAAAUCAAUUGGUCUCUGAAAUGGGAAAUCAGAUGAUGUCCAUUGAAAAGGAGCGUGAUCAGCUCGCUGAACGUUUGGCUGAGCUGACAAACACUUUGGAAACGAAAGAAUCGGAACGUGAAGAAGCCAUUAAAACACUUGAGAGCAAGAUCACAGACCUUAAAUCACAGUUGGAAGAAGUUGGGAAAUCAUCGAAACUCGAUAAAGAGACUAUUGCUGAUCUCAGUGGGCAACUUGCAAUU
Acaulospora morrowiae is the source of this 5241-nucleotide messenger RNA. The record is from the annotation of a GenBank genome assembly. Lineage: Eukaryota; Fungi; Glomeromycota; Glomeromycetes; Diversisporales; Acaulosporaceae.